Molecule: messenger RNA, 603 nt
Organism: Melampsora larici-populina 98AG31
Lineage: Eukaryota; Fungi; Basidiomycota; Pucciniomycetes; Pucciniales; Melampsoraceae
Exons: 2
Coding region: 1-603 (200 amino acids)
Source: RefSeq, a predicted model, not a curated record
AUGGGAAAUAUUGAGAAGAAAGAGGCGCAUUAUGAUGAUUUGGAUGCUAAGAUUGCUAGUCUCGCCGAGGAUAACAAGAAAUUUUACGAGCAAGCUGUACACUACAAGGAAAUCUUGAACGAGUAUGAAACAUUGUCACGACAGAAAGAGAAUCGAGAAGAGAUGGUGGAUGACCUGUUGGAGGGUAUGGAAGAGAUGAUCGUAGGCGGUUCGUUCUAUGUCAAAUUUGCCCUGUUACAAAAAAUUAGUGUUAACUUUUGGGUCGACUCUUUGAUUAUUCAGUCACGGAUGAAGACUCGAGGGAAUAUCGAGACAAAUCUAGGGCUAAGUUGGACAAAUGCGGAGCGGCCCCAAGGCACAAAAGAACAUUUAGCCAAUCUUGAAUUAAAAAUAGCCAAGCUGCGACAAAAGCAUCAGAAUAAGUUUACCGAGUUCGGUCAGUUGAAAGCGCAAACUCAGCGACACGUGUCUGCAUUAGAAGAAAGGCAGGAUUUAGUCAGGCGUCUCAGCGGGCGUCAUCAAAUCCAAGGCUUUGAAGGUUUGAUCGAUGAUAGGCAAGUGGAAGAGUUCUUGAAUACACUCACCGAGUCCCAGAGCGAGUGA